Messenger RNA from Colletotrichum costaricense, 1989 nucleotides. RefSeq lists its product as uncharacterized. Lineage: Eukaryota; Fungi; Ascomycota; Sordariomycetes; Glomerellales; Glomerellaceae. The coding region runs from base 1 to 1989 and encodes 662 amino acids. The transcript has 2 exons. The record is from RefSeq and is a predicted model, not a curated record.
AUGUCAUCUCCACGAACCAGCGAGCAGACGACCAUUGACGCACCUGAGGAAACCCGACACGAACCUCCACCAGGUUCAGGGAGAGCUGAGUCGAAGCUUUUACAGUGGCCACCAAAAAGACUCAAGAGUGGACUGUCUAAACCCUCAGAAAUUCUACUCAGUCUGCUUUCCUUCCUUCUGGUAGCUGUUAUGGUUACAUACAUUGCGAUUCUACUUUUGAACAAUGGACAAGACAUUGAAGCCCUGUCACAGACUUGGACGUUUGCACGCGAAUUUUCCCGACUUGGCCCGACGGUUGUGCCCUUGAUGUUUACUUACAUUGUCGGUAGGGCCGUCAGGAGCUGUGCCCAUUGGAGGUUGCAAAAAGGGGAGCGUAUCGGGGCCUUAGACAGCCUCUUAGGAUCAACGACGCUGACAGGCACGAUCACUACCAUGGCUGAUCUUAGAAAAGUCGAAAUUUUGGGGUUUACACUACUGAUGGUUUGGUCACUAUCGCCGCUGGGAGGACAGGCAACGCUCCGAGUUCUGACUCCGCGAACCGAGGAAAUCUCGUCUCUUGUGACGCUACCAUACCUCGACCAUGAUGUUGGGUACCCCGAAAGGUUUGCUUCAACAGUGCUAUCAGGCCAACAGAUCCCCAUCAACGCGUUGGUCUUGAGUUCUCUUGGAGCCACAGAUGCAGUGAAAAGGUCAAAAGUAGAUACGUGGGGCAACAUCAAGAUUCCCAUGAUCGAGUCAUUUUCAGUUCAUUCUCUGCUUGAAAGCAAUGAGUGGAUUCAUCUGGAUCAGUAUCAGGACGAGGUGGUGUAUUCCGCUCUGCUCGGUAUUCCUGUUGCCAAUAUUCCCCAGAGGCAUAGGUCCAACUUCACUCUCGAGACAUCGUACGUAAAGUUAGAUUGCACCGAUCUACGCAACUUGACAGGCAAUGCAUCUAUGGAAAUAAACAAUUGGCGUGAGGGAUGCGGGAACGGGCGGUGUCAGCGCAAUUUCAAAUGGGGUGGACUUGCUACUGUCCCUAAUCAGCAAGGAAUGCAGAACUCGACUCACGACAAGCGAUGCUCCGACCCUCGAAUCGCAGCCAGAGAAAUGCUUUAUUGGAACUGGGAGUUGUCAGAAUACUAUGGCUCCACAUUUACAAGUUGUUCCAUGACCACGUCGUUCGUUGACGUUCGUGUCUCGUGCUUGGGCUGGGAUUGCGAGGCAACGGCAAUACGGCCAACAAUGCUGGCAUUAGGUGACAGUCGGAGAGCGAACGUGACCUUCUUCGACGAUUGUCCCCAAGAACACGCCACCAUAUGGUCCUGGUUCUUUCGAUACUUCGCAACUUUGGCUGAUAGCGGUGGUGGCGGUGUGCAUUCGACCACUAUCAUUCAGUCGUACUUGGUUGAUCCCAAGUUGGGAUUGAACGCCACGGCGGCUUUCCGCCUCCCGCCAAUUUUCACAGUAGAGAAGAAGCUAUUCUCUAUCCGCCUGGGUCAGCUUCUUAACACCUACUGGUGGGCCAUGAUAGGCAGUGAGCCACUCUUCUUGGGCCAUCCUGAGAAUUACGACGGCGUAACGGUAUGGCCUAAUCAAAGCAGUCUUUGGGGGGCCGCUACAAACGACAACUACGUCUUCUCAAAAGCACAAGCCACCGUUUACAUUAGUUUACAAGUACUUCGAUACAAUAAGGUCUGGAUGGCCGUUCUCGUCGUAGCAACUUUGGUGUUGCUUCUCACAGCAGUGCUAGACCUUGCGCUGAGCCUCAACAUUUGGGUUCCAAGGCUACUCAUGAACAUCUCGACUCUGACGAGGGGCAACCCGAACUUUCACGUGCCCGCCGGCGGUGGAGCACUUUCGGACGAGGCAAGGGCAAAGCUUCUAGCAAAUGUCAAAGUCAGGUUCGGGGACGCUGAAGGGGUUGAUGAAUCUUCUGAUCUCGUCAUUGGGAAUUGCGUGGAACACGGGGGUCGCGUGUCUAGAUUGACGAAGGGGAAACUUUACACCUGA